This is a messenger RNA of Toxotes jaculatrix (banded archerfish), 973 nucleotides long. It is a transcript of the gene tomm5, whose product is annotated as translocase of outer mitochondrial membrane 5 homolog (yeast). Gene Ontology annotation, cellular component: mitochondrial outer membrane translocase complex. The transcript has 2 exons. NCBI's taxonomy places the organism in Eukaryota, Metazoa, Chordata, Actinopteri, Toxotidae. The record is from RefSeq and is a predicted model, not a curated record. The coding region runs from base 91 to 246 and encodes 51 amino acids.
UAAUUUCAUCCAUGCUCCCGAAACGGUGAUUUUUUUUUUGUAACACCGACGGCGGAUUGGAGACCAAAACCCGGUAAAACCACAGCGACAAUGUUCAAACUGGAAGGACUCGGGCCUAAAAUGGACCCAGAGGAGAUGAGGAAGAAAAUGCGAGAAGACGUGAUCUCAUCUUUGAGAAAUUUUCUUAUUUACGUCGCGCUUCUCAGAGCCACUCCAUAUGUGUUAAAGAAGCUGGACAGCAUAUGAGUGGAGCAGCUGGUCUCUUCUCUUAUCCAUCCACUAAGAGAUUAUUGCAUCGGAGACAGCAUGGACCAUCAUCAUGGGCAGACAGCUGGGGCCAUGGCAGAACACCCCGUGUAAGAAGAUCAGCAUCUGUCCAUCACUGUACUGGAGAAAACAAACUUCACGUUUCAGUCUCUCUCUCUUUCUGUUUUUUUUUGUUAAAUAUAAUGUGAUCAUUGCUAAAUGUUUGUGUUUUAGUGUACUUGCCUUUUGGGUCACGGAAUAAAGAGAAACCAUGUUGAAACGGUUGUAGCUGAAGAGAGACAAUGUUCACACGUGCUUAAAUAAAUAUGUUAACUGUCACAGCACACUGGAAAAUUUACUACACUCAACAACUGACUCACCUGCAGCAGACAACUUACUGUAUUCGACUUUAGGUUGAUGCUAGUAAUGUCUGUUUACAGUAGGUCUGCAAAAGCCAGUUCUAGAGAUCUCAGUUACAGUGUUUGAAUGUGUAUUUGUUUCAUUUCUCAGAGAAAAACUGAGAAGUAGUUUGCCUUCUCUCUGAAAUGGUGACCCAUUAAGUGCCUAUAAAUCUUUGAUUUGGGACCUUUAAUUGGCAAGUUCUCCAAUUUAAAUGGAAAUUUGUAUGAUUAAUACGUCAAGGAAAUGUAAGAAUGAAACCUGCUUUAAAAAAAAAACAAAAACAAAAUGGUAACUAAAGUGUUCUGCACAAGAUUCUUAACUAGAG